Messenger RNA from Protopolystoma xenopodis, 171 nucleotides. The record is from the annotation of a GenBank genome assembly. NCBI's taxonomy places the organism in Eukaryota, Metazoa, Platyhelminthes, Monogenea, Polystomatidea, Polystomatidae.
AUGGAUUCAGAGGUCGAUUCCACCGGAAGACGACGGCGGAUUCCUCUUGCUAGUAAAGCCAAUCGACAGCUGGUCAAGAGGAAUCCGCCGUCGUCUUCUGGUGGAAUCGACCUCCGAAUCCAUUUACCAGAUACUUUCACUCCAAAUGCAAGUAAGCUCAACAAUCAGUAA